Messenger RNA from Hippocampus zosterae (dwarf seahorse), 1482 nucleotides. RefSeq names its product creatine kinase, brain a (gene ckba). Gene Ontology annotation, biological process: phosphocreatine biosynthetic process. The record is from RefSeq and is a predicted model, not a curated record. Gene Ontology annotation, molecular function: creatine kinase activity. NCBI's taxonomy places the organism in Eukaryota, Metazoa, Chordata, Actinopteri, Syngnathiformes, Syngnathidae.
AUGGGGGUCGAGAAGGGGGCGUCUAUAAAUGAUGAUCUCCGCUGGCGUCUGUCGGUGGACGCGGAGGAGAAGAGUGCCGGAGCAGCUUGUUGUUGGACCUAUAUUGCGGGUUCUUUUGCAGGAAAAAUAGGGAUCUUCGUAUCCGUCCCGGCUAGUAGUUGUAGUAAUCGGCCGCACAUCUGCAAACAAAAGGACGCCGCCAUGCCGUUCGGGAACACGCACAACGAGAUGAAGCUGCGCUACACGUCGGCGCAGGAGUUCCCCGACCUGAGCCAGCACAACAACCACAUGGCCAAGGUGCUGACGCCCGACAUGUACGACAAACUGCGCGCCAGGAGCACGCCCAGCGGCUUCACCCUCGAUGACGUCAUCCAGACCGGCGUCGACAACCCGGGUCACCCGUUCAUCAUGACGGUGGGCUGCGUGGCGGGCGACGAGGAAACCUACGAGGUGUUCAAGGAGCUCCUGGAUCCCGUCAUCCAGGACCGCCACGGAGGCUACAAACCUUCCGACAAGCACAAGACCGACCUGGACGCCGACCACCUGCAGGGUGGCGACGACCUGGACCCCAACUAUGUGCUGAGCUCUCGCGUGCGAACGGGCCGCAGCAUCCGCGGAUUCUGCCUGCCGCCGCACUGCAGCCGCGGCGAACGCCGGGCCGUGGAGGAGCUCUCCAUCCAAGCUUUGGCGUCCCUGAGCGGCGACCUGAAGGGGAAGUACUACGCCCUGAAGAACAUGACGGACGGCGAGCAGCAGCAGCUGAUCGACGACCACUUCCUGUUUGACAAGCCCGUCUCGCCGCUGCUGCUGGCGUCCGGGAUGGCCCGAGACUGGCCGGACGCCAGGGGCAUCUGGCACAACGACAACAAGACCUUCCUGGUGUGGGUGAACGAGGAGGACCACCUGAGGGUCAUCUCCAUGCAGAAGGGGGGCAACAUGAAGGAGGUCUUCCAGCGAUUCUGCACCGGACUCACCAAGAUCGAGAGCUUGUUCAAGGAUCGCGGCCACGCCUUCAUGUGGAACGAGCACCUGGGCUACGUCCUGACGUGCCCGUCUAAUUUGGGGACGGGCCUGCGGGCCGGCGUCCACGUCAAGCUGCCCAACAUGAGCAAGCACGCAAAGUUCGAGGAUGUCCUCAAGCGUCUGCGGCUGCAGAAGAGAGGAACCGGCGGCGUGGACACAGCGGCGGUGGGCGGCGUCUUCGACAUCUCCAACGCCGACCGUCUGGGUUUCUCGGAGGUGGAGCUGGUCCAGAUGGUGGUGGACGGCGUCAGGCUGCUGGUGGACAUGGAGAAGAAGCUGGAGAAAGGACAGCCCAUCGACGACCUGGUGCCCGCGCAAAAGUAGAACCGCCCAACAAUCUUGGGCCCGCUUCGCUUGGACCGUCCCGCAAGGCGCUCUCCUCGCCACUCCGCCCCCCCCCCCCCCCCCCCAACGCUGUAUCAAAAAGAUGGUUCUGAAAUACAAUGUUCCUGGAAAGAA